AUGUUGUUUCCAACCUUAUUCCAACUCGCCGCCAAAUCAGUUGCUAAACAAAUUCAUAAUGAGGAAAUUCCACUUGACUUCAAUUUGGGUUCAACAGCCAGCAAUGAAGUAGUGAGACAGCUUUUAAAAUUGGAUCCGAAAAACAUUGAAAAAUUAAAAACCCAUAAAAAACAGCUAUCAAGGUUGAAAGAAUUGGAUUUAAGUCAGUGCAAAAUUGAUGUAGAAGGAAUUUUGAAUUUGAAAGACUUCAAAUUGAAUUCACUGGAAUUCGGUGACUUGUACCAUUUGAAAGCGGAAUUUCCGCACCCAACGAAUCCUCACCAAAUCGACAUUGUGAGUUUAUUGGAGAGAGCAGUGGAUACUGAUUCACGAGAAAUGAUGGUCCAAUUUGGAUUUUCUGGCGGUUAUGAAGAGUUUGAAAGUGGUUGGGAGGAAAAGAUCUCCAAACUUUUUCCAUCUCUUCAAAGCAUUAAAAUCAUCUUCAGUAUAUUCUCAAAUCUCUCAAAUCUCUGUAAUUCGUUUCCCAAUCUUCGAACCUUGGAUAUUUCUUUCGUGAGUGAUCUAUCAACUCUGGAAGGAAUCAAAAAUUUGAAACACCUACAAAAACUGGUGAUGCGUAAUGCAGAACUCGAAGAAAUUCAUGGAUACAAAGAGUUGGCCGAAUUGAAGAAUUUGAGAUAUUUGGAUGUUUCGGGUUGUGACGAUGAUCCCGAAAUAAACAUUAAUGUGAUUGGAAGCCUAUUGGCGGCUGAAGUCCGAAUGCAAAACUUGGAGUUUCUGGAUUGUUCGAUGACAUUCUUCGUGGAUCAUGAACUGAAAGAAUUCGUUGAGCAUCAUCCAAAAUUAAAGACGGUUGUGGCUAUAUGUAUGUUUUAUUUUAUUAUUUAG
Caenorhabditis briggsae is the source of this 888-nucleotide messenger RNA. The transcript has 5 exons. NCBI's taxonomy places the organism in Eukaryota, Metazoa, Nematoda, Chromadorea, Rhabditida, Rhabditidae. Bases 1 to 888 code for a protein of 295 amino acids. The record is from RefSeq and is a predicted model, not a curated record. Gene Ontology annotation, molecular function: protein binding. Gene Ontology annotation, cellular component: Cul2-RING ubiquitin ligase complex.